AGUGCCCGGAUGUUAUCUGUCCAGAGAAAGACGAACGGGAAAGACACGGGAGAGGCGGAGGGGAGCCACGGACAAACCGGCAGAGGGACAGCUAGUCUCCAACCUGCGAUACACAGCCCAGUCACUUUUUGACGAAGAGAGGGAAGCUUUUUUAAAAAGAUUUUCACCGAAAAGGAAGGGGCGGGGACAGUUAACUUUGACUAAUCUGGACUGCUUUGCUCAACAGGACACCCGCCUCAGAAAUCCCCGGUUUUGACCUGGAAUCUGCCGAGGCGCUUGGGCUCCAAUCUGAAGGAGCUUCUGCGCUCGCACCCAAUCUUUGCCCAGUCUCCAUCUGCGCCAUCCACCAUGACCUCGGAGCUGGAGAGCAGUUUAACCUCCAUGGACUGGCUGCCGCAGCUGACCAUGCGGGCCGCCAUCCAAAAGGCUGAUGCCCAGAGUGCCCACGGCCCAGGCAUGGCUAAGAAGAGUGCCCUGCUGGACCCCAACACUACGCUGGACCAGGAGGAGGUACAACAGCACAAAGAUGGAAAGCCACCGUACAGCUACGCCAGCCUCAUCACGUUUGCCAUCAACAGCUCGCCAAAGAAGAAGAUGACCCUGAGCGAAAUCUACCAGUGGAUCUGUGAUAAUUUCCCCUACUACAGGGAGGCCGGCAGCGGCUGGAAGAAUUCUAUACGGCACAAUCUUUCAUUGAACAAGUGUUUUCUCAAAGUGCCUCGGUCCAAAGAUGACCCAGGAAAGGGUUCGUACUGGGCGAUCGAUACAAAUCCAAAGGAGGACACAUUGCCCACCCGGCCCAAGAAGAGGCCACGGUCUGGAGAACGGGCUUCCACACCCUACAGUCUGGAGUCUGAUUCCCUGGGAAUGGACUGCAUCAUCUCUGGAAGUGCCUCUCCAACAUUGGCAAUCAACACUGUGACUAACAAGGUGGCGUUAUACAACCCAGACCAAGAUGGGAGUGAUAGCCCUAGAAGCAGCCUUAACAACAGCCUGUCUGACCAGAGCCUGGCCUCAGUCAAUCUGAACAGUGUGGGAAGUGUGCACAGCUAUACUCCGGUAACAAGUCACCCAGAGCCGGUGUCCCAGUCUAUGAGCCUGCAGCAGGCCCCCCAGCCCCAGUACAGCAUCCCUGAGCGAGACAAGCAACUCCUCUUCUCUGACUUUGAAGAUCUCAGUGCCUCGUUCCGCAGCCUUUACAAGUCUGUAUUUGAGCAGUCUUUCAGCCAACAGGGUCUGAUGGGGAUGCCAUCGGAGUCUUCCCAGCAGAGCCACACCUCUUGCUCCUACCAGCACUCCCCGAGCAGCGCCAUCAGCACCCACCCACACACCAGUCAGAACAGCAUCACCAACUCGCACCCCAACAGCAUCCCUAACAGCGGUGCACAAGUGCCCCUGUCACACCCGUCUCACUCUGCCCACAGCUCUCCCCACACACAGCACCUCUCUCAGCAUGGACCACACACCCAUGCCCAACAUGGCCAGCACCCGCACUCAGCACACGCCCAACACCAGGCUCACUCUCAACACACCCAGCACUCCCAACAUACUCAACACUCACAGCACUCACAGCAGCCCCAACAGCACCAGAAUCUCUCUCACCAGCCCCAUCCAGCCCAGCAACAGAUGCCCUGCAGCACUGGUCUGCCCAGUGACUGGUAUCCCAACCUGGAUGCAUUGAAGGAAAGUUGUCGCAUUGCCAGCAGCUACAACUGGGCGGAUGUUGACCUCUCACCCUUUCAAGGAUUGAGAGAGAGCAUGAGGCAGGCCGAGCUGAAUAACUGGUCUCUGGAGCCGACUCAGAUUGUGGACCUCUGUUCCUCCAUCAACCAGUUCUUUGCCCGCACUGGAGUCAUUCAGCCACAAGGGGCAGUGCAGCCAUCAGUGUGCCAUGGCGCCAUGCAUCCCACCAAGCCCAGCCAGCACAUCAAUACAGGAAAUAUGUACAUGGACUCAAGACAGAGCAUGACCUCCAUGAUGGGUCCUCCAGGUUAUCCUCACAUGCCCCCCAUGAACAACACGGGCAACACCAUGACAGGCCAUCAUGCACAGAUGAAUCAGCAGCAUAUGAUGCCCACUGGAAACUUCCCCAUGCGCCGCAUGCCUGCUGACGAUAUCCAGGACGACUUUGACUGGGACUCCAUUGUCUAACCCCGUCCCUAUAUGAGAAAGGUGGUGCAGACAAAAUAAGAGAGUCGCUUGGAAGAAGAAAAGAGUGUGUAUGUGUGAGAGAGAGAGAGGGCUAGUCCCAAGAUAUCUGCAUGCCCCAAGGCGGGAAGCAGUUUGGAACAGGGCGCUUCAAAAAAGUGCAGGUGUCGUUAAUAUGAGCUGAAAGAGACUCUUGUUGUCCUGGUGUUUUAGGAAAUGAAAACAAAAACAAACAAAAAAGUUACUUUGAAGACAAUCACGUUUACUAGGAAAUGUUUAUGUGAUUGAUUUUGUACUUGUCCAAAGGACAAAGCUCAUGUUCAUGUUAAAUGUAAAGCCCCUUUUUCCAUCCCUUUCUCUGUGGCACCAGAAACUCUCUUCAGUCUCCUAACUCCCUUUCUGCAAGUCAACUAUUAGGCCAAGCUCUUCCCUGCCCUUAAACUUUGUGUGAUAUAUUUUGGGUCUCCCCACCCCCACUCCCGCUGCAGGCCUAAGCAGCCUCUUAGCUCUCAUUCGUGAUAGGAUAUCCCCUCUGAAAAUGCAGUCCACUUUUCAGACAGGAAAAGUUCUCAGCUCACUCUGUCUGCACAGCGCCACAGGUUCUCUAGGUCUCUAUGAACUCUGGUGCACAUAUCACCUGAGCCUUUACUGUAACUUGUACAAACAUCGCCAAGCAUCCAAAUCAGAUCUCUAUGCUAGCGAAUGAUUAUCUGUUGUCUUUUUAAUGAUCGGUGUGUCUCAUAAGAUGUAUUUAAAGUUUAACUCCAUUACCUGCAGUAUUUGUACUUGUGUAUCUUUGUUGUCUGUGAUGCAUCAUACUCCUGUCACUGAUAUUUUCUGACAGUGUGAAAUGGUGCAUCUGGAACUGACAAUGAUUCAGACCUCACUUUUUUAUUAAUCUCCUGUUUAUUUCUGUUUCACCAUCAUGUUCAUAUCUGCAUGUACAGUUGGUUUUCUUUGUUGGAUUCUUGCCAAUUCCUGUUGAGACUGUGCAGCGCUGGCUGGUCUUGUUUAAGGCCUAUUCCAGAUUUCAUGUAUUGUUUAGGAGAAAUGAUUGCUCUGAGAAAAAUGGCAGAGAUGCUUUAAAAGGCUGCAAAUAAAGCAGAGAGGGCCUGCUGCAUAGCUCAGCAACACAAAAGGGAUGGAAGUCAUAACAUUUGCUUCAUAAAGCCUGCUAGUCUUCUAGGUUUUAUACCCUCGGACAGUUAACUACUUGCUGUUUUGAUGCCCCAACAAGGACUUGUGUGAAGAGUACUGGUAAUUGGUUUUGGAGCAAGAAUGUUGGGAGAUAUGGUGUGAUGUUGAGGAAGACCUUGUUGAAAAGGACUUUGAUUUCCAUACCAUGUCUGCCAUAUAUGAGGAAGCCAUUUAUGACCCUGACAUAAGUCACUGAUGAAUUUUCACUAACUAUAUAGGUAGAAGUCAAAAAUAGCAAAUAUAUCAAAAGACUACACCCCUAACCAUUCUAGUUUAAGGUUUUCCAGUUUUGCCAUGAGCAGUUAGCAGGUUAAUUGUGAGUACAGUUAAUUAGGGCUAUAGAUUAUGAUCAGUUAUUUCUACCAGUGAGCACAAAGUUGAUGGGCAAAGGUCGGGGGGGGGGGAGUAAAACAGAUCUAGAAGCACAUUUGGGUUGUCAAUAUAAACUUCAGAACACCAAGCAGUUUGCUUAAAUCAGUGUCUUCUGAGCAGCCAUGAAAAGAGUGAUUUGUAGAAGAAGCAUGACGCUUUGAAAGUUUGUGAACCCUUUAGAAUUUUCUGUAUUUCUGCAUAAGUAUGACCUAAACCAGUGGUUUUCAAGGUGGGGG
Molecule: messenger RNA, 3953 nt
Organism: Ictalurus punctatus (channel catfish)
Lineage: Eukaryota; Metazoa; Chordata; Actinopteri; Siluriformes; Ictaluridae
Gene: foxj3
Product: forkhead box J3
Exons: 12
Coding region: 349-2151 (600 amino acids)
Biological process (GO): regulation of transcription by RNA polymerase II
Cellular component (GO): nucleus
Molecular function (GO): RNA polymerase II cis-regulatory region sequence-specific DNA binding; DNA-binding transcription factor activity, RNA polymerase II-specific
Source: RefSeq, a predicted model, not a curated record